Coccinella septempunctata (seven-spotted ladybird) is the source of this 2266-nucleotide messenger RNA. Its product is annotated as maltase 1-like. NCBI's taxonomy places the organism in Eukaryota, Metazoa, Arthropoda, Insecta, Coleoptera, Coccinellidae. The coding region runs from base 188 to 2056 and encodes 622 amino acids. Gene Ontology annotation, biological process: carbohydrate metabolic process. The record is from RefSeq and is a predicted model, not a curated record. The transcript has 3 exons.
GGCGUCGCGACGCCUCGUACACUCUACCCGAUCAGCUGUUUUCUAAAUCGAGACACUCAAACAAUUGAACCAAUUGCACCGAGUUAACCCAAAGUAAUUCGAGUUGCGAUCGUGAUGGUGUAGUUUCAAUUAAUAAUCGAUCUAGUCGCAUUUGUGACUUGUGGUUUCUUAACCUCAUUGUGGAAGGAUGGAUUCGUUCCUCCAGGUUAACAGUGGUAACAAUCUGUUGGGAUCGCCGACCAGUGCUUGUAUUCCAGACGAUGUUUCUUCUAUUUGUCCUUUGAUAACGCCGUCACCUCCGACAAACGCUUUGGUGAAUCCUUUACCUGAAUCUCAGGAUGCUGAUGAGUACAACAUCAGCAAUGAGCUGGUGUGUAAGCUCCAGCAAAUUAAAAGUGGGAAUAAGGAAGAUGAUUCGACAUCCUCAAAUUCCUCGAAUUUGGCUGAGCCAGCCUGUGUGCAAUUGCUCAAUCAUAAGAACAACUCCAGCAGUUUCCCCUUCAUCAUCAACGACGACGAGAAUAUAACUCAGGAAUCCAAUGGAAAAUCCCAACCCUUGCAACUCACCUUCAGGAAUCCACCAGACAACUAUUUCUUCAUGUCCUGGAAUUGGCCCCUCAUCCGUAAGAUCUCCCUGUGGACCUUCCUAGCAGGUUUGGCCGCCAUGGUAGCCUUGGUGGUGGCCAUGAUAUACUCACUACCCAAAGUUUGCAACCCCCAGGUGGAAUGGUACCAAGGCAGGGUAUUCUACGAGGUAUUUCCCGCCAGUUUCUACGACACCAAUAACGGAAUGACCGGCGAUUUCAGGGGUAUAUCCAAGAACGCGGAUUACAUAGUGGCUCUAGGAGUCAGCGUUGUGAGGCUCAAUUCCAUUUUCGACACGCCCAGAUAUCCGGAAGAUUACAAAAAUGUGACCAGCCUCGUCAACAUCGCCAAACCACUGGGGAACACUAACGAUUUCGAGAGCAUGGUCAACCAUUUGAAAUCGAAGAAUUUGAGCGUAGUUCUCGAUCUGCCAGUGUACCCACUGGUGAAAGAGUUGGCCUUCGAUAAGAGAAAUUUGGUGAGGAACCAAAGCUCGGAAGAAUCCCAGAUUGAUCAUCUAAGAGCCUCCAACCAGGGGGAUCCGAUAGAAGAGGCUCUCCUCCACUGGUCCAGAUUGGGAGUUAGAGGUUUCUACUUGAAAGCCUUGGAGAAUCUGGCCGACGAGCCAAAUCUAGGAUUUUACCUGAGAAAAUGGAGGAGGUUGAUUGGUUUCGAUAGAAUCCUCAUCGUGAGCGAAGCCGUUUUGAGGAAAGCCCCAUCGGAAGAAGUUAGAGAUCUGGUGAUGAACAACGUGAAUUUAAUAGAUAUAAAACUGGAGGUGGAGAAGGGCGCCAAUGAAAUCACCAAGAGAAUCUACAACGUCGAGAACAGUACGUUGUUUACCAAAGCUGGAAACCCAUGGAUUCAUUGGAGUGUAGGAGACGAAGACACCAAGCGUUUGGCGAAUAGACUGCCACACGGCAACUCAACUCUAGGAGCCCUCCUGCUGAACCUGAUGCUACCAGGGACUCCGUCCAUAUUCUACGGCGACGAAAUAAGUCUACGCCAAAUCUACGAUCCACACGGUGAUAGGGAGGAUCUUAAACACGUCCACCAACUCACCCCCAUGGCUUGGCCCAACCUGAAGCAGAGAUCUUUUGCUUGGCUCCACGGGGAAAAGACCAGAGUCGAUUUCGAGCAAGGGGGUCUUAUAUCCAAGAUGGCGUCGUUGAGGAGCGGCUCGCCAUCGAUUUACAUGAACUCUGUGUACAAGAACGAGGUGAAUAAGGCCAACGCUGAAGUCAAGUACAGCAAGCAGGAUCUGUUGGUUAUACAGAGAUGGUACCCGAGAAGGAAGUCCUACGUUAUCGUUAGCAACCUUGGGAAGCAUAAGAUUGAAGCCGAUUUGUCAACUUUGUUGUACAGGGGGGAGGUUAUAGUGGGUCCUAGGCCCGAUUCUUUGCCUGGCACGAUUUCCUUCAAGGAAAUCGUUUUGUGGCCUGGAGAAUCUGUUGUGAUAGAACUGGAGUAGGUAGAUGAGUGAUAUUGAAAUUUGAGGUUGUGGAGACUUAAUAUAAUGAUUUUCUUUACGACUUUCUUGUUAUUUUCAUAUGAAAUGAAAUGUACCUAGUUUCCACGAUGUCCAGGAAGCAAAAGAACUCUCUGACUGGAAAUUAUGAAAUGAUAGGGGAAGGUUUAUUUAUUUUUCUUGGUUGGAAAUAAACUUAAAGUAUUCUUUUUA